AUGCCAGCCCAGUAUCCCCUCAGUCCUCACCUCACGCGCCUGUCCAACCUCAUGCAGUUCAGUCCCAUGCUCUACCUCACUGGUCUCCCUGGACUGGAAGCCAUGCAGCCCUGGAUUUUCAUCUUCCUUUUCCUUCUGUACCUCGUGGCCAUCUCAGGCAACUGCCUCAUCCUCAUGAUCAUCAAGACCACCCCUCACCUGCACACCCCCAUGUACCUCCUCCUCUCCUUUCUGGCCCUCAUGGACCUGGGCCUGUCCGUGUCCACCCUGCCCACCACGAUGGGCAUCUUUUGGUUCAACUCGCGUGGCAUCUACUUUGGAGCCUGCCAGAUGCAGAUGUUCUGCAUCCACUCCUUUUCCUUCAUGGAGUCCUCAGUGCUGCUGGUCAUGUCCUUUGACCGCUUUGUGGCCAUCUGCUACCCCCUCAGGUACUCGGUCCUCAUCACUGGCCAGAGAGUGGUCAGGGCCGGCCUGGUUGUCAUCCUCCGGGGACCUGUAGCCACUGUGCCCAUUGUUCUCCUCCUGAGGACGUUUCCCUACUGUGGGUCUCGCGUCCUCUCCCAUUCGUUCUGUCUACACCAGGAGGUGAUACACUUGGCCUGCACGGACACCACCUUCAACAACCUGUACGGGCUGACGCUGGUCAUGUUCACUGUGGUGCUGGACCUGGUGCUCAUUGCUCUGUCCUACGGCGUCAUCCUGCACACGGUGGCGAGACUGGCCUCCAAAGAGGAGCGGCUCCGAGCCUUCCAAACCUGUCCUUCGCACCUCUGCGCUGUGCUGGUGUUCUUUGUGCCCAUGGUGGGGCUGUCCCCGAUUCACCGCUUUGGGAAGCAGGCGCCACCUGCCGUCCACCUUUUUAUGGCCAACGUCUACCUCUUUGUGCCCCCCGUGCUGAACCCCAUCAUAUACAGUAUUAAGACCAAGGAGAUUCGCCAUGUCCUCUGCAAGCUCCUGGGUCUUAGAAACCAGGGCUGA
Messenger RNA from Phacochoerus africanus (Common warthog), 978 nucleotides. RefSeq names its product olfactory receptor 51M1. The record is from RefSeq and is a predicted model, not a curated record. Gene Ontology annotation, biological process: G protein-coupled receptor signaling pathway. Gene Ontology annotation, cellular component: membrane. The coding region runs from base 1 to 978 and encodes 325 amino acids. Gene Ontology annotation, molecular function: olfactory receptor activity; G protein-coupled receptor activity. NCBI's taxonomy places the organism in Eukaryota, Metazoa, Chordata, Mammalia, Artiodactyla, Suidae. The transcript has a single exon.